Messenger RNA from Carassius auratus (goldfish), 1766 nucleotides. Its product is annotated as endothelin-3. The coding region runs from base 296 to 745 and encodes 149 amino acids. The transcript is spliced from 4 exons. Gene Ontology annotation, molecular function: hormone activity; endothelin B receptor binding. Gene Ontology annotation, cellular component: extracellular region. The record is from RefSeq and is a predicted model, not a curated record. Lineage: Eukaryota; Metazoa; Chordata; Actinopteri; Cypriniformes; Cyprinidae. Gene Ontology annotation, biological process: intracellular calcium ion homeostasis; regulation of vasoconstriction; regulation of systemic arterial blood pressure by endothelin.
GGUUCCAGCGGGUGGUGCCUCGCAGACUGAGAGGUGCUCACUAUAAAACCUCCAAGAGCGAUGCUGUUCCGUCAGCCCUCGAACCUGAGAGCACUGCAGAGAGAGCACUGCAGACAGAGCACUACAGAGAGAGCACUACAGAGAGAGCACUGCAGAGAGAGCACUGCAGAGAAGCGCGUUCAUGCCACUGACGAAGAACAUGUUACUUUCCACCCCGGUUGGAUCAAUCAGCACUUCUGGUCGAUGCUGGAUUUUAAACUGACUUUGUUCACGGAGACCCUCAGGAAUAACUGUGAUGGCAAGGGUGUCAUUAUUAAUACAUUUGGGGAUUUUGCUGUUUAUUGGACUAACAGUCGCAAUGGCGAACGGAUUUUCCUCCUUUCGUCAAGAUGCGCUGAUGAAGAACAGCGCGAGGGAUUUAACCAAAGCAUCUAGUGUGACUCCGAAUCAGUUUGAUGAGUCUGGAUGUUAUUUCUGCCAGAUCCUCAAACCUCGGAGGAGAGCCAAGAGAUGUACGUGUUACUCGUACAAAGACAAAGAGUGUGUUUACUACUGUCACCUGGACAUCAUCUGGAUCAACACACCAGAGCGUACUGUCCCAUACGGCCUGUCGAGUUAUAGAGGCUCCCAGCGGGUGCGGCGUUCUGCCAAGGACAGCGUCGGAGGUCAGCGCUGCGUGUGUGCUGUACACAACAACCAACAGUGUAAUGCUUUCUGCACUCAGAGUAGGGGGAGGACAACAUGACUGUCCAUCGGAGCACAGCUAAAUUGAUAUUCACUCAUCCGCUGGACUUCUUCUUCAUUCUUCUGUCUGGAGAAUCACCUCAGAGAAAAGGUUCAUGUCUAUUCAAAAGGAAGGCUGUUGGAAUUCCAUUACAGAGAGGGAGAAUUAAAGAGCAGAGAGAUUCGGGAAGUACUUACGCUGUCACCUACAGCACCUACUGUAAGCUAACACAUCUCUGAAGAAGCCAUGCAUUGACUGCCGCUCUCGGUGAGACACAUUCAGGUGAGAUGUCUGUGAGGGGCCAAAUUCUGGACUGUAUCCACCUGCACCUUUGAACUGACUUCCAAAUCAGAUGUGCACGAUGGAGUUCAAUAAUCACCACCAGUCACCAUCAUGUCAUAUGUUUAAAGGACUUUGUUAAAAUACUUCUUGAGCAAUCCAUUUAUAAAAAGUGCUGUAACGCAAACUCUAUAUUGCAUUGCAUAACAUUGGCUUAUUCUAAAAAAUAUGUUCAUAUUUAAUACAGCCUUUCAUAGUUUGAUACACGAGUAUACGUUUCCUCAAGAGUAUGAAUAAUUCACAAAGCAGACAAUAGGUAAAGUCCUAGCUUUCCUUGAGCAUAAAAUAAAUUUUGUAUUUUACAACUAACCAAAAGGUGUGCAUUUUAAAUAACACAGUAAUACACAUCCUACUGAAUAGUUGUGAUAAAGACUAUAUGCAAUAAAAUAUUUAUUCCACUAACCAAUUUUUUUUAAAUAUAAUACAUUCUCCAAACUGAAACAAAAAAUACGUUUUCUUCCCAUUUCAAACCAUUACGAGGUAAAAUAUCCUUAAUUUAUUCAUAACAUCAGCAGUGAAAAAAGCACAUAUGGCAGAGAUAAAAUGGAAUAAAAUACAUACAGUUCAUUAACUGAAACAGAUUGUACCUGUUCUUACUUUUCAUGGCCGACACACAGGUCAUUAUGUAUGUAAAAGUCCUGUACAUAUUUUCUGUUUAAUAUUAAAUUAAAACCUUUUUUAUAACCUGUUUUUAUACCCAUGA